Messenger RNA from Cyprinodon variegatus (sheepshead minnow), 3137 nucleotides. It is a transcript of the gene pals1b, whose product is annotated as membrane protein, palmitoylated 5. Gene Ontology annotation, biological process: establishment or maintenance of polarity of embryonic epithelium; establishment or maintenance of epithelial cell apical/basal polarity; protein localization to plasma membrane. Gene Ontology annotation, cellular component: plasma membrane; adherens junction. The record is from RefSeq and is a predicted model, not a curated record. NCBI's taxonomy places the organism in Eukaryota, Metazoa, Chordata, Actinopteri, Cyprinodontiformes, Cyprinodontidae. Gene Ontology annotation, molecular function: protein binding. The transcript is spliced from 14 exons. Bases 255 to 2141 code for a protein of 628 amino acids.
ACUGUGCUGGGUGCUGUGGGACGGGACCCGUUCAGGCGGGGUUAAAAGUUAAAGGCUCUCUUCUUUCUUCUCUACAAGAAUGAAACUCUACAGAAUGUCUUCAUCUUAACGGAAAACUCAAACGACUCGCUGUUUUUUGGAUAUCACAGGAACAGCACAACGGACAACAUCGUAGAUAUGGUCUUUUGACCAUUAAGUACAGCAGGCCUCAGGAAACACCGGUGUGGUUUGCACCGUACCCUGCUGCAACAGGAAUGAUUACCUACCGUACAAAUGGUUAUAUACAAGACGCCUCAGCUCCGGCUGUGAGGAACAGGGAGAGGGCUGUGGACUGCCCAGGGCAGGAAGGUAGCCCCCUGAAAUCCCCACACUGCAGCACCAAAAUGGAGAGAAUCCAGCAUUACCAGGAAGAGCUGAGAAAGCGUAGGGAGGAGGACAGCAAGGGGAAGCAUAAUAUUGAUGCGAAUACUUCACUGAGACUUAAGAAACUGUCUCAGAACCCAAAGAUCGGCAUUGACAAUCCCACUUUUGUGGGGAAGGAGAAGACCACCAAAGAAGUGACCUGCCUGCUUCCUGUUGUUGCUGAGCGCGGCAGCACACCGCAGGACGAGGGCCAGGAUCUGCACAUCCAGAAAAAGAAACUCCAGCAGCUUAUAGCAGCAUGGGCUGAGGUGCAGCUCUGCUUAUGGGGGAGGGGCGAGUGCGUCACCUUGUUAUUUGUUCAGGUUCAGAGGAUCCUCCAGACAAGCCAACAAAAGGAGGGUUUGGAGCUCAGCGCGCUGCUCACCAAUCCCCAUCUCCAGGCACUGAUGCAGGCUCAUGACAGUGUCGCCGUACAGGAAAUCCCAGAGGAAAGUGUGACCCAGUACCUCGGAGAGACGGUUAAAUUAGUGCGGCUCCAGAAGGCCAGAGACACCCCUCUGGGUGCAACAGUGCGUAAUGACAUGGACAAUGUGGUGGUGAGUCGUGUGGUGAAAGGCGGCGCGGCAGAACGGAGCGGACUCCUCAGUGAGGGAGAUGAGAUCCUGGAAAUCAACGGGAUUCCUAUCCGUGGAAAACACAUAAACGAAGUUCACGAUUUAAUGCAAGAAAUGCAAGGAACUCUAACCUUCCUCCUCAUCCCGAGCUCUCAUAAUAAACCUGCUCCUCACAGGCAAAGUGUGAUGCAUGUGCGAGCUUACUUUGACUAUGAUCCCUCUGAUGACCCCUUCGUGCCAUGUAGGGAGCUGGGUCUUUCCUUCCACAAAGGAGAUAUACUCCAUGUUAUUAGCCAGGAUGACCCCAACUGGUGGCAGGCCUACAGAGAUGGAGACGAGGACAACCAGCCUCUGGCUGGCCUCAUUCCUGGUAAAAGUUUCCAACAACAGAGAGAGAGCCUAAAGAAAACUGUACCAGACAGAAGUCGGGAGCAGCAAGGGAAGAUUUGGUGUUCAAAGAAAAGCAGGAAACUAAGAAGAAGGAACACAUCAGCAUUGAACAGAAACACUGACUACGAUGACAUCUUGACCUAUGAGGAAAUGUCACUCUACCACCAGCCUGCUAAUCGUAAACGACCCGUAGCUCUGGUUGGUCCGGCGAACAGCGGCCAUGACGAGUUGCGGCGUAGACUUUUGUCCAUAGAGCCAGAGAAGUUUGCCGUAGCUGUUCCACACACAACCAGAAACCCGAGGAUACAUGAGCGAAAUGGACGUGAAUACCAUUUUGUCAGUCGCUCCACCUUUGAGACAGACUUGGCUGCAGGGAAGUUCAUUGAAUCUGGGGAGUAUGGGAAAAACCUUUAUGGCACAAGCAUAGAAUGUGUCCGACACGUCGUCAACUCUGGUCGCGUCUGUUUGCUCUGCCUUCACACGAGGUCCCUGCAAGUGCUAAGGUCCUCCAACCUUAAACCAUAUGUCAUCUUCAUUGCUCCUCCUUCUCAAGAACAACUACGCACUCUACUGGCCACAGAGGGGAAAACACUAAAGCCGGAGGAGCUGAGGGAGGUCAUUGAAAAAGCCCGUGAGAUGGAGCUAAAUUACAGCCAUUUUUUUGAUGCAACCAUCGUAAACUUUGAUCCAGACCAGACGUUCCAGGAGCUGCAAAGAUUAAUAGAUAAACUGGACACUGAACCGCAGUGGGUGCCGACAUCUUGGCUCUGCUAGAGGGGGCUGUGUGUCAACUCAGAGUCUCAGGGAAUGAGAAGGUAAAUGAAAAGAGACGGACAGUAUUAUGCUCACACUGGAUUUUCCCUUGCACAUUCUCUCUUUUUUGGGGCUUAAUUGUUACUCAGGCGGACAUAAGUGUUGAUCUUUGCUGAUGAUUCUCCUUUCGAUAAUUGUUUGGUCUUAGUUUUAUGCAAAAUAAUGUGUUUUUUCAUAUAGAUAUAUUUCUAUUAUAUUUCUUAUAGUUAUUUAUAAUUGUAAAUAUACAUUUUUAGACAGAGUUUAAAUAUUUUUUUGUCACAGGUGGGUGUGCCACACCAGAAACGGCACAUUUGACAAGUUCUUAAAAAGCGUUCUGAUGAAACUGAAAGCCAAAACAUCUUCAAUGGUCUUAGAAGUAGAUUCAAUAGAUUUUAGAGCAGUCUUCCUUUCAGAGUAAGAAACCUGCUGUAGCUCUCUCAAUAUCAGUAUUGUGUCUCAUACGCCUUGCAAAGUAUUUACACUUUGAGCUUUUUACAAUUUUGUCACAUUACAACCAAAAAAAGUAAAUUAUUUGCAUUUUCUUUGAUAGACCAAUAACAAUGAUUUAAUAACUAUCAAACUGAAGAAAAAUGACACAUAAUUAGUAAAUGUGGUUGCAUCUGCAUCUAGAGCCCCUACCCCAUCCACAUAAUGAUGCUGCCAUAGUUUACCAUAGGGAUGGUGGGUUUAUGGCGCUAUGUAGUGUUAGCUUUCCACAAUGACAGGCAUUCUGGUCUGAUCUGACAAGAGACAUUCAGUCUUCGGAAGCUUUCUAGCAAACCUAAAACAUUGCUUCAUAUUACGAUAAAUAAAAACCCAAUAAAAUACAAAUAUUGUGAUAAAAUGUGAAAAGUUUCAGGAGUAAACAUGCCUUUGCCUGGUAAUGUAUUCUUCAACAACAACUUGAGGUUGGUUGUUAUAUUACCUUUGUAUUGUUGUGUGUUGCUCACUUUGUAAAAGUGUUAAUAAAUUCAG